Molecule: messenger RNA, 885 nt
Organism: Haliaeetus leucocephalus (bald eagle)
Lineage: Eukaryota; Metazoa; Chordata; Aves; Accipitriformes; Accipitridae
Gene: LHFPL5
Product: lipoma HMGIC fusion partner-like 5
Exons: 4
Coding region: 78-743 (221 amino acids)
Biological process (GO): detection of mechanical stimulus involved in sensory perception; sensory perception of sound
Cellular component (GO): plasma membrane
Source: RefSeq, a predicted model, not a curated record
GGGGCAGCGCCGGGCGCCCCGGGGAGCGGUGCCGGUGCCCGGGGAGCGGUGCCGGUACCGGUACCGGUGCCCCCGCCAUGCCCAAGCUGCUGCCGGCGCAGGAGGCGGCUCGGAUCUACCACACGAACUACGUGAGGAACGCGCGGGCCAUGGGGGUGCUCUGGGCCCUCUUCACCCUCUGCUUCUCCAUCUUGAUGGUGGUGACCUUCAUCCAACCGUACUGGAUCGGCGACAGCAUCGACACGCCGCAGGCCGGCUACUUCGGCCUCUUCUCCUACUGCAUCGGCAACGCGCUCACCGGCGAGCUCAUCUGCAAAGGCAGCCCCCUCGAUUUCGGCACCAUCCCCUCCAGCGCCUUCAAAACCGCCAUGUUCUUCGUAGGCAUCUCCACCUUCCUCAUCAUCGGCUCCAUCCUCUGCUUCAGCCUCUUCUUCUUCUGCAACGCAGCCACCGUCUAUAAAGUCUGCGCCUGGAUGCAGCUGGCGGCAGCUACGGGGCUGAUGAUCGGCUGCCUGAUCUACCCCGACGGCUGGGACUCGAGCGAGGUGAAGCGCAUGUGCGGGGACAAGACGGACAAGUACACGCUGGGCGCCUGCACCGUGCGCUGGGCAUACAUCCUCUGCAUCAUCGGCAUCCUCGACGCUCUCAUACUCUCCUUCCUGGCCUUUGUGUUGGGGAACCGGCAGGACAACCUCCUCCCGUCCGAUUUUAAAGUGGAAAAUAAAGAAGAGGGCAAUGACUGACAGAGCUGAUCACCACGGACACCUAGAGCUCUUCUUCCAUCAGCCCUUUUCUUUAAAGUGACUCUUCCAAGAGCUUUAAACUUACAAACUUCUGUGUAUUUUCUACAACAGUUCUUUUCACCAAAGGGACCGCUAUCUGCUC